Molecule: messenger RNA, 488 nt
Organism: Indicator indicator
Lineage: Eukaryota; Metazoa; Chordata; Aves; Piciformes; Indicatoridae
Gene: MAGOH
Product: mago homolog, exon junction complex subunit
Exons: 5
Coding region: 2-442 (146 amino acids)
Biological process (GO): RNA splicing
Cellular component (GO): catalytic step 2 spliceosome; nucleus; exon-exon junction complex
Source: RefSeq, a predicted model, not a curated record
GAUGGCGAGCGACUUCUAUCUCCGCUACUACGUGGGGCAUAAGGGCAAGUUCGGCCACGAGUUUCUCGAGUUCGAGUUCCGGCCCGACGGGAAGCUGCGCUACGCCAACAACAGCAACUACAAGAACGACGUCAUGAUCCGAAAGGAGGCUUAUGUGCAUAAGAGCGUGAUGGAGGAGCUGAAGAGGAUCAUCGAUGACAGUGAAAUCACUAAAGAAGACGAUGCUCUGUGGCCUCCACCCGACAGAGUUGGUCGACAGGAGCUUGAAAUAGUCAUCGGUGAUGAGCACAUUUCCUUUACCACGUCCAAAAUCGGUUCCCUCAUUGAUGUAAAUCAGUCCAAGGAUCCAGAAGGCUUGAGAGUGUUCUACUACCUGGUGCAGGACCUGAAGUGUCUAGUCUUCAGUCUUAUUGGACUACACUUCAAGAUUAAGCCAAUUUAAUUCAAAUAAACUGAAAUUUGUAUGCCAGUGUCUGUAUGGGGGGGGG